UCCAAUUUUCAACGCCACUAAUUCAAUUUUCAACUUUUGAUUUCUCCCCUUUCUUUUUUAUUUUUUCCAUGUUUGAGUUGUUCUGAUUAGUGUGCCGCAGAGUUAUUUUUUAAUUUUGCUUUGUUUAAGACCUCUGUUUGGUUGCUGAGAAACGGUAAGAAAACAGAAAAAGCAAAAGAUAGGAACUUUUUUUUUGGUGCCUUUUCUUUUAAAAAAUGUUUUCUGUUUUUUUUUUUUAUUUUUUUUUUAUUUUGAAAAAUAGAUAUAAAACGUCAACUAGUGAAAUACUAAUAACAGGUUUGGAUUAAAGCUUUUAAUUGAUUCUGAGUUUGUUUUGAUUCUCUGUUGCUGAAAUAUGAUUAAUUUAGAGAUUUCAUAAUUUUAAUUCCCCGUGUUUUCAUGCAUUUUCUCGGCAACCAAACGGAGCUUAGGGUCUAUUUUCUGUCGUUCAUUCUCUGAUACUCAAUCUGCUGUGAGUGAUCGGUCUUGUGAACUUAGCAAUCAUGAGAUUUAAGAAAGGAAGUAGAGUGGAAGUCUUGUGCAAAGAGGGUGUGACUUCGGGCUUUUGGCGCUGUGCUGAAAUUAUCUGUGGUAAUGGCCACACUUAUACAGUUAGAUAUGAGGGGCUCGCAAGCACCAUUGGCGGCACAGUAGGGGAGAGGAUAUCUAGGAAGGCAAUCAGACCUUGCCCUCUGCUAUCUGAAGUCGCAGAAAAUUGGGUUCCUGGUGAUGUAGUAGAGGUGUUUGAUGAUUUUUCUUGGAAAAUGGCAACGGUAUCUAAGGUAUUGGGCAAAGAAUAUUUUCUGGUCAGAAUACUAGGAUCAUCUCUUGAAUUUAAAGUGAGCAAAUUUGACAUCCGGAUACGACAGUCUUGGCAAGUUGAUAAAUGGAUUGUGAUUGGAAAGGGUUCUGGCAGCUGUGAAGAUAUAGGACGUGUUGAAAAUUCAACUUUGAAGCGCAAGAGAAAUUCUGUGAACAAUGUUCAAAUGAAAAAAACAAGGUUAAAUCAACAAGUGAAGGAUGAUUGUUUUCCUCUUGUGAACAAGGAGAAACUACAAGAGUCUAAUAAGCUCUCAUGUAAAACUUUGAAGAGAGGACCUUGUGCUUAUAAACAAGUUGACACAUAUGAUGGUAAUGGCCAAAAAUUUAGAACAGCUGAGAAAGAGGGCAGGCUGCAUCAAGUGUUUGCAACAAAUGGAUCCUCAUUGCCUGAACAGGUAGAUGAUGUUGCUUUCCCAAAAGAAAUGGUGGGUGAAAACUACCAAACUUGGUUUUCUGAGAUGGAUAUGGAGAGAAGAAAACAAACUGGUGCCGUUGGAUGUUCAUCUGCAAUAGAAUUAGAAUCCAAUUGUGGAGUUAGUGUUACUAGCUCAGUUGGUAGUUGUAGCAUCACUGGCAACAAUUUCUGUAAAUUGGAUCGUUGUGCUGGAUUUUUUGAAGAUAUUGAUAGAUAUAGUAGUAAUGCAGAAUCUUUCUGCCAGUGGGAAUACGAAGAAGAAAAUAGUAACUUUCCCACAAAGGAGGAAUUGGCUGCUGAAAUCCAUAGGUUAGAGUUGCAUGCAUAUCGAUGCACUAUGGAGGCAUUGUAUGCAUCAGGACCUCUAAGUUGGGAGCAAGAAGCACUGGUGACAAAUCUCCGUCUUUCCCUCCAUAUAUCAAAUGAUGAACAUUUGAUGGAGGGUCAAAGUAGGAAGCUUGUACACCUCACUUCCCUGAUGAAAGAUUCUACUGGGGUUUGCUACAUUGUCUUGGUUUAAACAGCCACCUGUGAGCCUCAAGUAUAAUGCUGUGAUGAAUAAUGUGAGACAACGUGGGAUCCUGUCCGGACGAAGUAUAUGAAAUUGGUAUUGAUAUUCUAUAUAAUAAGGGUAAAAUUAUUAAAUAAUUUAAAUUAAUAAUUUUAAA
This is a messenger RNA of Manihot esculenta (cassava), 1905 nucleotides long. RefSeq lists its product as uncharacterized. Lineage: Eukaryota; Viridiplantae; Streptophyta; Magnoliopsida; Malpighiales; Euphorbiaceae. The record is from RefSeq and is a predicted model, not a curated record. The transcript has 5 exons. The coding region runs from base 504 to 1757 and encodes 417 amino acids.